UUCACCGAAACCCGGCGUUUAACGGACAACAGGCCGCACACACCGCCGGUACAUCACCGGGACAGAGACUACAGCUGUUUACCGGAAUAAAGUCCCGAUUUGAUCCGUGUUUGUCUCACUUUAAACCGCUUUAACGGUCCGUGAUGGACCAGUGCUAACGGUUAGCCUGUGCUAACGUCAGUUAGACUAACGGUCAGUUUCUAUCGUUAGUUCACGUUAGUCGUUCACUCUGUCAUUAUGGUUACAUGGAUUCCCAGCAGGUUAGAGUGUCAGAGCAGCAGAGAUGAGCAGCAGGAGCCGCAGGUCCUGCACUAAGAGGCGCUCCUGUCUGGGACGUAAAGGACUGGAGGGACGAUUCUCCAGAGGGAGUCUACAGAAGCCUGGAUGGACAAAAGACGAGGAUGAGAGGCUGCAGAGACUGGUGAAGGAGUUUGGAUCAAACAGCUGGUCUUCAGUUUCCCUUCAUUUCAAAGGUCAAAGGUCAGAUGUGGACUGUCAGCGGAGGUGGCAGCAGAUAAAGAAUCCAGAGCUGGUGAAAGGUCCCUGGACUCAGGAGGAGGAUGAGAGGGUGAUCGAGCUGGUCCAGAAGUACGGCGUGAAGCACUGGUCGCUCAUCGCCAAACACCUGCACAGUCGCAAUGGGAAGCAGUGCCGCGAGCGCUGGCACAACCACCUGAACCCGACAGUGAAAAAGAGCAGCUGGACUCUGGAGGAGGACCGCAUCAUCUGUCAGGCCCACAGGCUGCUGGGAAACCGCUGGGCCAACAUCUCCAAGCUGCUGCCCGGCAGGACUGAUAACUCCAUCAAAAACCACUGGAACUCCACCCUGAAGAGGAAGGUGGAGAAGCAGGGAUACCUGCAGGUCCUGCACCUGCACAACUCCUCCAUCACCUCCUCCACCUUCAACUCCUCCUCCAACUCCUCCAGCUCCUCCUCCUCCUCCAGACCUGCAUCCAGGUCCUGCGCCCCCCCCAGCUCAGCCAACCUUCCCACCAAGGGUCACAGUCUGUCCACUGUGAAGGACGAGUCCAGCUGCACCUCCAGUGAACAGAGCGCGCGCAGACACCAUCGUAGCCACGGCUACCUGUGCCCCGCCUGCGUCCCUGCCUCCUCCUCAGGUUACGACUCCUCUCUGAGCAUGUGCGAGCUGACAGCACCUGUGGAGCUGAUGGAGGCGACCUCAGACACCUGGAGCCACAGCCCAAAGGAAGUGACAUCAUCACUUCCCACCUGUCAGUACAGAGAGGACGUCGACCCUUCGGUCAUCGACCUGAGCCACAGCUACGUUGCAGGUGUGAAGGAGCAGCUGAUCAACAGUGAGGACGGAGCCUCUUCCUGCAGCAGAGCCAGUCUGGUUGGAGCUCUGAGCCUCUCUCCCUCUGAGCUCUUCAGUCUCUGUGGUGUCGAGGAUCUGAAGCUGCAGGGUCCGGCUCUCACCUCCACCCCGGUCUGCUCCCUCAAACACUCCACCAACACCCAGGACGACUCCUGUCUGCACUGCACCUACACCUUCAACACCCAGACCCCGACAGAGAUCAGAGAGAGGAUCAGAGCUCUGUGGACGUCUGCUCCUCAAACACCAACACCACUGAAGACCAGCCACACCUGUCAGGACCAGGUCUCGGUGAGUUCGAGCAGGAUGAUGAAUGUGACGUGGGAGGACAGGAGCGUGGAUCCUGACAGUCAACAGUCCAGCAGCAGCUCCGAGGUCCAGGGGGAGAGUCUGCUGAGCUCCAUCCUGCAGGUCCAGGCAGAGUCUGGCUCAGUCCAGCAGCAGGUUCAGGAGGAGUCCAGCUCGGCCUCAGAGGUCCACAGAGAGUCCAGCUCGGUCCCGGGCUGUGAGGAGUUUGGCUGUUUCCCUCUGGACGGACAGGUGGAGGUGUGGUGGUGUCAGCAGCCCCUCGGUUACCUGCACUCUCCUGAGUGUCCCGCCUACAGACUCAACCCCUUCGAGCUGAGCGGCGAGCUGCAGGUGGUGAUGUUUGGGAAAACAGACGAUCAGCUGAGUCUGACCGAGCAGGCCCGACUCUACGUGGAGCCCUGAUGGUCACAGUGGUCUCUGAUUGACCCGGGUCUGGACCUGGACUCUGAGGUAGAAUCAUGAGUGAGGAGUUCUCUGCAGCGUCUCAUCAGUCUGUCUCAGCUGGUGUUUUAUUGAUUUCUUUGGCAGUUAACACAAACACUUUUUAAUGAUCUGACUUCAUCAGAUUUUUAUUCAAACCAUUUUAAAAACAGGAAAAUCUUUUAGAACUUCACUGAAGAUUCACUCGAUAUUUUUAGAUUUUAACUCUUGUUGCUGAAUUUUCUCUUUAAACUCUAAACUCCUUUUGUUUUUGACACAGAGACACUUUAUAUUUAAACUUCCAUCUGCACUUUGGAUCCUUUA
Messenger RNA from Lates calcarifer (barramundi perch), 2386 nucleotides. Its product is annotated as myb-related protein B. Gene Ontology annotation, biological process: regulation of DNA-templated transcription. NCBI's taxonomy places the organism in Eukaryota, Metazoa, Chordata, Actinopteri, Centropomidae. Gene Ontology annotation, cellular component: nucleus. The transcript has 15 exons. The record is from RefSeq and is a predicted model, not a curated record. Bases 284 to 2044 code for a protein of 586 amino acids. Gene Ontology annotation, molecular function: DNA-binding transcription factor activity, RNA polymerase II-specific; RNA polymerase II cis-regulatory region sequence-specific DNA binding.